This is a messenger RNA of Syzygium oleosum, 681 nucleotides long. RefSeq names its product probable cytosolic oligopeptidase A. Bases 190 to 681 code for a protein of 163 amino acids. The record is from RefSeq and is a predicted model, not a curated record. The transcript is spliced from 4 exons. Gene Ontology annotation, cellular component: chloroplast. Gene Ontology annotation, molecular function: metalloendopeptidase activity. NCBI's taxonomy places the organism in Eukaryota, Viridiplantae, Streptophyta, Magnoliopsida, Myrtales, Myrtaceae. Gene Ontology annotation, biological process: peptide metabolic process; proteolysis.
GGUGGUGAACUCUUCUAUCCAAAGUUCUUUCUUCGCAAACACAUUUCAUUCCAUCAAAUUCGUUCCGCGUUCUCACCCAAACUCACCACGCAUCACUUGCCCUCUUGUCCUCCUCCUCCCUCCAAAACCCCCUAGAUCCACCACCUGCUCCUCCACCUCUACUCCGCCUAUCGCUCAAGAGCUCUGCCCAUGGCCGAUGCCAACAUUGAGAGCAAUCCUCUCUUGCAAGACUUCGAGUUCCCUCCCUUUGACGCUAUCGAGGCCAAGCACGUCCAUCCUGGGAUUCACACUCUCUUGAAGAAGUUGGAGAUUGAUCUAGAGGAAUUGGAGAGGACGGUUGAGCCGUCAUGGCCAAAGCUUGUGGAGCCAUUGGAGAAGAUUGUGGAUCGAUUGGAGGUGGUCUGGGGGAUGAUCAAUCAUCUUAAGGCUGUCAAGGAUACCGCUGAUCUGCGUGCUGCGAUAGGCGAAGUUCUGGAAGAGUGGGUUAAGUUUCAGCUCAGACUUGGGCAAAGUAAACCUGUUUACAAUGCUUUUAAAGCUCUUCAAGAGUCACCUGAUUGGAAGAUGUUGAGUGAUGCUCAAAAACGUAUAGUGGAAAGACAAAUAAAGGAAGCAGUUCUAAAGGGGAUUUCCCUGGAAGAUGGUAAAAGAGAAGAGUUUAACAAAAUUCAGCAGGUGUGA